Molecule: messenger RNA, 4479 nt
Organism: Chroicocephalus ridibundus (black-headed gull)
Lineage: Eukaryota; Metazoa; Chordata; Aves; Charadriiformes; Laridae
Gene: ADGRL4
Product: adhesion G protein-coupled receptor L4
Exons: 16
Coding region: 671-2878 (735 amino acids)
Biological process (GO): adenylate cyclase-activating G protein-coupled receptor signaling pathway; cell surface receptor signaling pathway
Cellular component (GO): plasma membrane
Molecular function (GO): calcium ion binding; G protein-coupled receptor activity
Source: RefSeq, a predicted model, not a curated record
GGAUCUAUCUCAAAACCAAAGAAAGCAACAGGAAGAAAAAUUGCAGUCAGCUAAGAUUGUCUCCAGAAAAAACGGGUCUUGGGGCUCACGUAUACUCAGCUCACCAGGAAAAGGUGGAAGGAAGCAUGUAGACCGUUACCUCCGAGCUCGUAAACCCUGAGCUAGUUACUAAUCCACCUCUUCCUCACCCUCUCUGAUCUGCUCCACCGUCCUUCUGCUGCUCCUUUGCUCCCUCUGCCAGCAGGCUGCGGCUCACCCCUUGGAUCUUCAUCCUUCCCCUGCUCCAGACACUCUCCCAGGCAGCUCCUUUAACCCGCGGUCCUCUAACCCACUCACCCCUGAAUCUUCUCUGGUAUCCCCUGCAAGACCCAGGCUCCUGCUUCUCUUUUACUUUCCAGUUUAUUUUCAUCUCAUUUAUUCCCUACUUGCCAGAAGACCAAGUCCUCAGCCCCUUCUGACCCUUCCUGCCCUGCCUGUGACUCUCAGGAGCUUUUGGAAACCGUGAAGCUCGGGACAGAGGGCAGUGUCAGAGCUGCGCCUGCACCAGGACGUCGCUUUCCUGAUAGGCAUGUGUGCAUAUUUCGCACAUGGUCAUACAUUUUAAGGCAGGGAGGUUUUUUCUGUGACACAGGGGGUCUGCACCAGGCACCGCACAGCAACGGCAUCACCAAUGAGACUGCUUCCAUUCCUAGUUCUGAUUUCCAGUCUGCUGGACUAUGGCUGCACUUCUGCCAGCUGCAACAUGACAUGCCACAAAGACGCCAGGUGUGAAGUUCAGGGUGGGAUAACAGGCUGCUAUUGCUCCCAAGGAUAUACGGGAAAUGGCUUAACGUUCUGUUACGAUGAUAAUGAAUGUGAAAAUGCUACUCAGCCUUGCGGAGAGCAUGCCAAUUGCACAAACACGGUGGGAAGUUAUUUCUGCAUGUGUGCGCCCGGUUUCAAAUCCAGCAAUGGUCAACAAACUUUUGUACCUAAUGAUGGAACCUCCUGCGUGGAUGUAGAUGAGUGCAGCAAUGAAGGAACUGUUGCCUGUGGAGAUCAUGCAAAAUGUGAAAACGUGGAUGGAGGGUUUAACUGCUCCUGUAAGGAAGGUUAUCAACCAUCCACAGGAAAAUUGCAGUUUAAGCCAAAUGAUGGCACUUCCUGCCAAGAAAAUCCGAAGGCCAAGUGUGAGUUAUACAAAGACUGUAUAACUGAACAUAUUAAUAGAACUUUAGCUGGCAUUAGUCAUUUAAAAACACCCCUGGAGAUGCUGCAAAAAAUUAAUAAGAAUACUUUGGGACCACUUUUACCUGUAGAUGUGAUUUCGUAUGUUGAAGCGCUAUCUUAUGCAUCGCUGAAUGCCAUGCACUACCCUGUUUCUGACAAUGAAGCACUUCGUAAUACGACCGUUAACGUUUUGGUUAACACUGUGAACAAUUUUCUACAAAAAGACAAAAUUACAGUCUGGGAAGCUCUUCCUGGAGAUAAGCAAAGACAGAGCCUGACUAAGCUGCUGCAUACUGCAGAACAAGCGACGCUUCUCAUGUCGCAGAACUUCAAAAAGACAACACAGCUAGAUGCUAAUGCAAGUGACAUAGCACUCAGGGUUUUUGCUUUUGAUUCACACCGCAUGAAACACAUUCACCCUCAUGUGUACAUGGGGGCAGAUUACAUAAAGAUCUCUCCAAAGAAGAGAGAGGAAUCUCAUCCUAAUGGCACCGUUGCAGUUGUCUUUCUGCGGUAUAACAAUAUCGGUUCUUUGCUUUCAUCGCCUAAAAACCACUCCUCGAAAGACACUUCAGAGCAGAGACAGACAGUAAGCUCAUCAGUUAUAGCUGUUGCAAUUAGCUCAGAUCCACCUACACUCUAUGAGCUCGAGAAAAUAACAUUUACCUUAAAGUAUGCCAAGACUGCAGAUAAAGAUAUUAAAUGUGCGUUUUGGAACUACUCAGCAGACACAAUGAAUGGCAACUGGGCUACAGAAGGCUGCGAGCUGACACAUUCCAACUCCACGCAUAUCUCAUGCAAAUGCAAUCAUCUGACUCAUUUCGCUGUUCUGAUGUCCUCAGGUGGCUCUGUUGGUGUUACAAAUUAUAACAUUCUUACAAGAAUCACUCAGCUAGGAAUAAUUAUUUCGUUGAUUUGCCUCUCCAUGUGCAUUUUUACAUUCUGGUUCUUCAGUGAAAUUCAAAGCACGAGAACGACAAUUCACAAAAACCUCUGCUUCAGCCUUUUCCUGGCGGAACUUAUUUUUCUGAUUGGAAUUAAUAUGAACAACAAUAAGCUCUUCUGUUCAAUUACUGCUGGAUUACUCCAUUAUUUCCUUCUAGCUGCUUUUGCGUGGAUGUGCAUUGAAGGUAUUCACCUCUACCUUAUAGUUGUGGGAGUCAUCUACAACAAGGGUUUCUUGCACAAGAAUUUCUACGUCUUUGGCUAUGUCAGUCCAGCCGUGGUCGUUGGAAUCUCUGCCGCACUGGGAUACAAGUACUAUGGGACCACAGAAGUAUGUUGGCUCAGCACAAAGAAUAACUUUAUAUGGAGUUUUAUAGGACCGGCAUGUCUAAUAAUUCUUGUUAAUUUGUUGGCUUUUGGAGUGAUUAUUUAUAAAGUAUUUCGACACACUGCAAUGUUAAAGCCAGAAGUUAGUUGUUAUGAAAAUAUAAGAUCCUGUGCCCGCGGUGCUCUUGCUCUCCUGUUCCUCCUUGGGGCUACCUGGAUCUUCGGGGUCCUCCACGUCGUACAGGGAUCUGUGGUUACCGCAUAUCUUUUUACAAUCUUCAACGCGUUCCAGGGGAUGUUCAUCUUCAUAUUUCUUUGCGUGUUGUCUAGGAAGAUUCAGGAAGAGUAUUAUAGGUUGUUCAAAAACGUUCCUUGCUGUUUCGGCUGCUUGAGAUAAAUGGAAGGAAAACAUGCGUGGGCAUCUCAGCGGAAGAAGGGAGCAACCUAGAUGGUGGUGUUAUGGAUAUUACAGAAAAAUGUGGUAUUGUGGAAGUAUGAAAUGACCCAGUGAGCAGGCAUAUCUCUUAACUGAAUUACUGACUGGUUUUGUACAUACGUGUGCAUUCAUGCAGAGCAUUUAUAUUACGCUGUAUACAAACAGUACACAAAACAAACUGAUUAUUGCAAAACAAAUAUUAAUGAACACCAGGGAAAGAUAUAAAUUCCUAAAGAAGCUCAAGACUUUUCAUGACUUAUGUUUUGUUUCUAAUAUUAGAAAUAUCUGCAGUCCUUGAAAGCGAGAUACCAAAAUUUUAUGAAUUACUUUGCUAGUGGAAACACGUUCACUGUCCUUUUGUAGUAAUGAGCUUCUACGUUAAGUUGUACGUGGCCAUCUGCAGCGAAUGGGUUCCAUUAAAGAGUCAAUAGAUAAAGAUCUGCUUCAGCCCAGACUUUUGAAAACAUUUCUUUUAAUUUAAAGUAGAUUAAAAAAGGAAUUUGUUUAAUAUUAUUCUCUUAUCACUCUGAAAUAUAUAUUUGUAUAUUAAUCAAUUCUUUAUUUUUAUAACUUUUAAAGAACUGUUUAGAUCUAAAGAGCUGAGGUCAGAUCUGAUACAAGAAUGGUGGGCCAGCCAUUUUAUAAGUGAAAGAUUAUUUUGUGAAUACUUUGAAAAAGAUCUGGUUCUUGUUUUAUUUAAUUGCCAAAAGGACUGAGAUCUGCUAAACUGGCGCUAUGAUUUUGGAGGCUGCGGGGAGAAGAUGAUUUCACAAGUUUGUCACUUGACAGAGAUAUUUGGACUCCAGACCUUGUAGGAUCAAGUUAAAGUGGUAGAAAUCACCCAUGCAGAAGAAUACAGACUUAAAUUCAAGGUCGUGUUCCUCCAUACCACGUAAAAUUUUAAUUGCAGCGGUUUUCUCUGCUCAUAGCAUCUUUGAGUCAAGCAGUUGUCUAGCUCUGAGGCUCCUGGUUUUGAAACACUUACCCUGUGUUUAACCUAAGGAGCAUCCAUAGAUCUACUGAAAUCAAAGGGAGUACUUGGGGUGCAAGUUUUGCUGGACCAGGGCAUAAACACGAUGCAUCAGCAGUUCCACCUUUGCCAUCUUACACCUUUUAAAAGUAUGCUUUAAUUUCACCCUUUUAGCACCUAGCUUAUCUGACGUGCUGAGCAAUCCUCAGUCCACGUUGCCUUCUCAGGAAGCGUCCAGGAUCUCAGAUGAAGCCCAGUAUUUUUACCAGUGAGGCACUGUAAAUAUGUAGUUGUUGAUAAAUCCCACUGUUGUGUCAUCUGUUAAAAAUAAAGCACUACUCUGAACUUUAUUUAUAUUAAAGGAAACCCUUUUUCUGGUAAUGGUCGAAUUUGUUUGGUUUUUAUCUUUUUUCCAUAUACACAAGGCUUUCAUCGUAUGCACUGCAGUGACAUGCUUCAUUAUGUAUAUUCCAUGUGUCUGUCAAAAUUUUGGAAACCACAAGAGGAAUCUUUUUUACUGGGGAAAAAAAAUAUAUUUCUCUUGAUCCUUUGAAUGUAAAAUAUGUGAAUAAACUGAAGUGCUUAGCUUUCA